AGCGUGUCCGUGACAUUAAACAAGAUGACGGCUAGUUCAAAUUUUGGGCAUGCGCCAAAUGAUCCUUGUCACAGAGUACAUUGAAUAUACGGUUCCGUUUCCGUGUUUGUUAUUGAAAAGUGAUCGAACGAAGCGAAUAAUUAAAUAAUAUUUUUUAACUUAAAAUUUAUAAUUUGACGGAACAUGAAUACCGAAAAUGUUUGUGAUCGAAAAUCUAAAUCAUAAAUAUAAAAUCUAAAAUCUGAAUCACAAACCUUGUUGAGAAAAGGAAGUUUUAUAGAAUGAGUCUACAAGAACGUUUGAAACCAGUAUUUAAAAUAUUGAAAAUAGUUUCAGUAUGUGGUGGCAGUGUUUUGAUUGUAACAUAUCAUUUCCAUGAAAUAAAGAAAAAUAUAAAGAACAUCGUGAACAUCAACGUCUUAGACGUCGAGAAAAAAUUCACCGCUGAGUAUAUCUACAUAGAUGACCCUUCUUACAACGCAACAAUGAAGGUGGAACACAGCAGAGAAAUGUCGAAUUCUGUGGGCCUCAGCCGUAUUUGGAAAAGUUUGAAACAUUCCCUGGCUUGGAAGUUGUUGUGGGUCUGUCGUCAUGGAAGUAAGGAGCAACGAAAUUUAGCUAUAGAGCAGUUAGCAGCUUUUAAAGAUAAUAAGAUUUGGGACUGCCAGAGAAUCGCCCAAGCCUUAGACAAGAAUACAGCAGUCCUCCUCGCUCAUACACAAGGUGUUGAUUUACGUUAUUUCCUACCUCCUCCUAUACAUAUUAGAAGAGCUGCUUUAAAAUCUCAGCUAUUAUCAUAUCAAUUUAAGGAUAUGAUCAGCAAUGUGCAAAUUAUAAAUCCUCAUAGUUGCAUUCAGCAUUUCCUGUCCAAAUAUUUUGUUAAUUUGCAAGAACAAAUAGGAGAAGUGGACAGCUCUCCUCCGAAGCCAGACAAUCUCACUGAGAAAGAACUUUGCAUACUAUGUCUUGAUGCUCUUCACCACCAUAUAUUUUUAUUUAACCAGCACUCAUAUGAAAACGACAAAUCUAUAGAUACAUUAAUUCAAAUGGGGAUAUUGCCAAAAUUGGCAGAGUUGAUGUUGCGAAAUAAAAAUGAUUCAGAAAUUGAUUUUGCAGUAUUAAAAGUAUUAACAGUCUUAAGUUUGUACACUGAGCUAGUGAAUGAGUUUUAUCAAAGUGGGCUUAUUGGAGAACUUGCUCGGUUACUAAAAUCAAAGGAUAUUCGUUUAGCCAGUUCUGCUGCUGUCUGCUUAGCCAAUCUCUCUGGGGACUUCUGUUACAGACCAGGCUUAUUUUUGUUGUAUCCAUUAUAUAGAACAAGAACAAUCCAUACAUGUGACACUCUUCUUGUUCAUGGACUUAGAGGUGGUGUGUUUGUCACGUGGCGCCAGAGAGACAAAAAGUGUGCAGAACCAGUUGGCAUCAUGGAUGUGACUGUAUCAGAUGUGGAUUGUGACCCAUGUGAAACAGAUGUGGAUGAAAACAAAAAUAGAUAUUUAGAUCCUGAACUUGAAAUGGUUUUAGAGGAAUUGAAGGAACUAGAAGAUGAAACUCUUUUGUCAAGUUUUGAAGUUGUUCUAAAUGACAUUCCGAUUGAGGCCAAGAGGGAUGCAACUGAUGCUAUACUUAUGGCUAAGUCAAAGAGGUUGGCAUUAUUGCAAGAGGAUGAAGACAAAUGUAAUCAUACAUCUUGUUGGCCUAAAGACUGGUUGCCUAAAGAUUGCAGUAACAUAAGGAUACUGGGUUUCAAUUAUUGGAGUAAGCUUUCGGAUUGGUUAGAAGGAUGCCCGUUGCAAACUGCAGAUAUAGUUGCCCGUGCUGAAGAACUGGCUUCUGCACUGAUUGAUGCUCAAGUUGGAACAAAGAAUAUGGUUUGGCUCGCUCACUCAAUGGGUGGCCUCAUUGUCAAACAGCUGUUAGUUAAUUCUGCCCAACAAAGUGAUGAAUCUCUUAAAAGACUGUGUCAGAAAACGAAAGCUGUGCUAUUUUACAGUACACCACAUAAAGGUAGCUCAUUAGCAACAAUGCCCCGUGCUGCUGCCUCUGUUCUGUGGCCUUCACAAGAUGUCAAACAAUUACAAGAGAAUUCUCCAGAAUUGCUUGAACUACACAAUUUAUUUCUAAAUUUUGCUGACACAUUCAACUGGGAAACCAUUAGCUUUGCGGAAACUUUGCCUACUUUAAUAACUGCAUUCAAAGUUCCUGUACAUUUUGUGGAACCUAAUUCUGCAGACCUAGGUCGUGGAGUGUUUUAUCAACUACCACUUGAUCACUUGUCUAUAUGCAAACCAGCCACGAGACAAUCCAUUCUUUACACAACAGUAUUAGAUAGUCUGCAGCGAGCAACUGUAUGUGAAGUUGAAACCACUUACUCUGAAUCUUAUGUAUAUAUGAUAGUCACUAGAAUUUGGUUACAUUUUAAUAAAUUAUUAAAACAAUUAAAAAGUUCCUUAUAUGGGUGACACUGCCAAUGAAUUACGUAUGUUUGGUAAUUUAUAAUUUCUCAGUUUAAUGAGAAUUUAUUAAUUAUAUACUU
Messenger RNA from Maniola jurtina (meadow brown), 2536 nucleotides. RefSeq names its product protein SERAC1. Gene Ontology annotation, molecular function: protein binding. The transcript has a single exon. The coding region runs from base 282 to 2462 and encodes 726 amino acids. The record is from RefSeq and is a predicted model, not a curated record. Lineage: Eukaryota; Metazoa; Arthropoda; Insecta; Lepidoptera; Nymphalidae.